Messenger RNA from Nannospalax galili (Upper Galilee mountains blind mole rat), 550 nucleotides. RefSeq names its product protein transport protein sec31-like. NCBI's taxonomy places the organism in Eukaryota, Metazoa, Chordata, Mammalia, Rodentia, Spalacidae. Bases 190 to 429 code for a protein of 79 amino acids. The record is from RefSeq and is a predicted model, not a curated record. The transcript is spliced from 2 exons.
AGCGUUCUUAAACGACGUUCCCUCUCACAACGCUCUUAUCUCAGCCUCCUGCUGCACAAUGAAGCCUUUGAAAACAACAGCUUUCGAAUUUCUUGCCCCUGCAAAACUUCCAGAGUGCCCUGCGCAUGCGCACACUGCCGAGGACGCCCAGAACCGCUGGCUCAGGCUCAGCACAGCGAGCCGCCCAGGAUGCCCCGUGGCCGCAGCCCCGAGGCGCAGGCACCGCCUGCUUUUGCCCGCUUCGGACCUCCGUCGGGUCACACAACCUGCCUUGCCGCCGGUCGACUGCCGCCUCCACCCCGACUGAAACUUCAGCCUCCAGAACCGCGCAGCCCGCCACAGGGUAGCGCAGAACGCGACUUCCGGGCUGUUGCUCGGGUUACCAGAGCCCCGCCCCACGCCAGUACGUACAUCCGGAGCUCAUCAUAGUGAGGAGUUUGCCUCGAGUCUCAGAGGAGACUUUCGAUUUCAACUGUUGAAAAACAUUGGAACUGUUAAGAAUAUGGAGACUCUUGGAGAUGGAAUACAUACAUUUUGUAUUAGGAAAUGG